CAUUCAACCCAAUUUUGCGCCUACUUUUAUGUCAUAUUCCUCAUCCAAAGCCACCUUUCUAAGGAGUUCCAUCUUAUUUGUCCCGUGGUUCAGCUCUAAUUUAGGAAAAACUAGGAUGUGCAUACCACUUCUCUUGGAGCCUAUCUGUAACCACAUAUAAUUAUGAUGUCAAUCUCCUCUAGAGGUGGGUGACAUCCUUCAGUUUACUGAUAAGGAACUGAGAUUUGAAGGUUAAGUGGCAUGCACAAGGUCACACCUGGUGUGUCUGAUUCUUGAUUGUGCAUUCCUUAUUUUAGAAUUAUUUGUUCUUCCAUGAGCAGAUCUUUAGGGGCUCAUACACUCUGUCUCACCUCUGCUUCAGAUAGGGAAACAGGUAUGGGAAGGAGUCAGCCAACUAGAGGUCACACAGGAGAUGCAAAACUGGGACUCAGGAUAGGCAAGAGGUGCCCGCUGGAAGCCUGGACAAGUCUGUCCCAGACAGGUGUAGUUAGAAAUAUUUGCAAGAAGUCACACUCAUGAGUCUACGGUGGAUGGAACUCCCAGCAGUGAGAAACUGGAGCCAAAGCUCUACAGUUUGGGCAGCAGGUCUCAAUCUCUGUCUCUCUCUGUCUCUCUGUCUCUCUGUUUCUCUCUCUCUGAUAGGGUCUCAUGUAGCCUAAGCUGCCUGGGAACUAGCUAUGUAUUGGAUGAUAACCUUGAACUCCUGAUCCUCCUGCCUCUAUCUCCCAAGUGCUGGGAUACGGGUUCGUAUCACUAAAUUUCGGGAUUACAUGAAAUGGCCCGGUUACUGCAAGACUUGAAAGAGAUAGGGUUUACCAGUCAAAUAACGUAGUAAACUUUUAGGUUGCCAAAAGUUGGUAAGAGUACGGCACAUUCUGGGCUGUGAAGCCAGAGUGCCUAGGCUCAGACCCAGGUACCCUUAGAAGGCCCAGGUACCCUUAGAAGCCCCAGGUACCCUUAGUAGCCUGUACCUUGGGUAAACUAUGCUUGGGUUUUCUGAUAUGUGAAAAGAGGGUAAUAAUAAAACCUAUUUCAUAGGGUUGUUGAAAGCCCUUGGAAGUAUUCCGCACAUAGUAAUCGCUCAGAAGUUAGAUUUUAGGAGAGAUGUAAUCCUCCAGGUGUAACCCCAAAACCAAUGAGGAGCAAGCCCCGCCUCCGUCCCUACUUGGUUCCACCCUCUCUCGGCCAAAUUCCGCCCCAAGCUGGCCCCAGGUUCAUCCUGCCGUACAGGGGGCGCUAGCGAAGAGGACAGCUCUCUGGCCGAAGCAGGUGACGCUCUAACUGGCGGCGGCGCUCGUCUGUGGUCAGUGGCGGCGGUGCUCUAGCCAGCGAGUGUGAGGAACGGGCUCUCAGUGGUAAGGCCGGCAGGCAGCUAUGGCGGCCGUCCGUGGCCUGCGAGUGUCGGUGAAGGCAGAGGCCCCGGCGGGGCCGGCCCUGGGGCUUCCGUCGCCAGAGGUGGAGUCCAGCUUGGAGCGGGGAGAGCCGGAGCCCAUGGAGGUGGAGGAGGGCGAGCUGGAGAUCGUGCCGGUGCGGCGCUCGCUGAAGGAACUGCUCCCGGACACAAGCAGAAGAUACGAAAACAAGGCUGGCAGCUUCAUCACUGGGAUUGAUGUCACCUCCAAGGAAGCAAUUGAAAAGAAAGAACAGCGAGCGAAGCGCUUCCAUUUUCGAUCAGAAGUAAAUCUUGCCCAGAGAAAUGUAGCUUUGGACCGAGACAUGAUGAAGAAAGCAAUCCCCAAAGUGAGACUGGAGACAAUCUACAUUUGUGGAGUAGAUGAGAUGAGCACCCAGGAUAUCUUUUCCUAUUUUAAAGAAUAUCCUCCGGCACACAUUGAAUGGUUGGAUGAUACCUCCUGUAAUGUGGUUUGGCUAGAUGAAAUGACAGCCACACGAGCCCUUAUCAAUAUGAGCUCUCUGCCAGCCCAGGAUAAGGCAAGAAGCAGAGAAGCCAGUGAAGACAAGUCAUCUGAGAAAAGUAAAAAAGACAAGCAUGAAGACAGUUCAGAUGAUGAGGAAGCUGAAGAAGGAGAAGUUGAAGAUGAGAAUUCAAGUGACGUGGAGUUGGACACGCUGUCUCAGGUAGAAGAAGAGUCUUUGUUAAGAAAUGAUCUUCGUCCAGCUAACAAACUUGCUAAAGGAAAUAGGUUAUUCAUGAGAUUCGCUACGAAAGAUGACAAAAAGGAACUUGGAGCAGCCAGACGAAGUCAGUAUUACAUGAAAUAUGGGAAUCCAAAUUAUGGAGGCAUGAAAGGAAUUCUUAGCAAUUCAUGGAAGCGGAGAUACCAUUCCCGUCGCAUUCAGCGGGAUGUGAUCAAGAAGAGAGCCCUGAUUGGGGAUGACGUUGGCUUGACGUCGUAUAAACAUCGACAUUCCGGAUUAGUGAAUGUUCCUGAGGAACCCAUUGAGGAGGAGGAAGAGGAAGAGGAAGAGGAGGAAGACCAGGACAUGGAUGCAGAUGACAGGGUUGUGGUGGAGUACCAUGAGGAGCUCCCAGCUCUCAAACAGAUGCAUGAGCGGAGCACAGCCAGGAGGUCCAGUGCGAGCAGCUCAGAUUCUGAUGAAAUGGACUAUGAUCUGGAACUGAAAAUGAUUUCUACUCCCUCGCCAAAGAAAAGCAUGAAAAUGACCAUGUAUGCUGAUGAAGUCGAAUCACAGUUGAAAAGUAUCAGGAACUCCAUGAGGGCAGACAGUAUAUCCACAAGCAAUAUAAAAAACCGAAUUGGUAACAAAUUACCGCCUGAGAAAUUCUCGGAUGUCCGUCACCUCUUAGAUGAAAAGCGUCAGCAAUCAUGUCCACGGCCAGCGGUCAGCAGCACCAAGUCAGAUAUUCGCCAGCGGUUAGGAAAAAGACCAUAUUCUCCAGAAAAUAUUUUUAGUAGUAACCCAGUGGUUCGGAGAGAGCCCUCUUCAGAUGUACAUAGUAGGCUAGGUGUUCCCAGGCAAGAUGUUAAAGGCCUCUACUCUGAUACUCGGGAGAGGAAGUCAGGUGGCUUAUGGACUCGCUUAGGAUCUACACCCAAGACCAAAGAAAAGAACAGGAAGAAAGUGGAUCACAGGGCACCUGGCACUGAGGAAGAUGACUCGGAGCUGCAGAGGGCUUGGGGGGCCCUGAUUAAGGAGAAAGAACAGUCUCGCCAAAAGAAGAGCCGGUUAGAUAGCUUACCAUCCCUCCAGAUUGAAGUUAGUCGGGAAAGUAGCUCCGGUUCAGAGGCAGAAUCCUGAUGCCCUUGGCCGAGGCAGCUGUCCUAAAGUCUGACAUUCUUUCCCAGGGUGGGGUGCACAGUAGGAGCCUCCCUUGCAGGAGUUGGUGCCCUUCCCUUGUAGGGUCACCCUCAGCUGUUGCUGUUCCAGCAGGACAUCUUGGGAAUGUGAUGAGUUUUGAAGGGCAUCUCUAUCUUCUGCUGCAGAGUUACAGUUCUGGGCCCUUGAUUCUUUUCCCACUACCCCACAAGCUUUACCCUUUGAGAAAAGGCAGCCCUCCAGAUUUUGUAGACAUCUUUCUUAAUAUUUUUAACAUUGUGUCUUUUAAAAAAGAAAUGUUUUACACAGUUCAUCCAAAGAGCAGAGAACUGAACUUCUCACUAUUGCCUUGGCCCUGACAGCUGUUACCAGCACCCUUUCCCAAGAAAAGCCAAUUCCCAGGUGCUUAUUGGACAGCCUUCGAGGGGGAAGAUGAGGGAAGCUGCCAGCUCACCCUUCCAGAACCUUAGUGUGGGGGCUGAAUCUCACGGACCUGACCUCUGAGAUGCUCCUGCCCGCCCAGGUAGAUAAGAGACACAGCUGCGAUUGCAAUCGUGCUUCUGUUCUUCCUUGGGGAUUUCUGUUAGGGCCUUUUAUUGGCUGUCAGCUUGAUGUGAAGAUCAAGUUCAGUGCUGUGGGACUUUUAGGGACAAGCAACUGUGACUUCUGGAUUUGGAGUUGAUUUAUGUGCUUAGAGAUGGGGUCUUGGGUUAAUGUUGAACAAUUUUUAAGUCUGUAUUAUGUUUAAAAACUAUUAAUGACUUAAAAGUUUAAAUUUUUAAUUUUAUAUGUGGAAAUUCUUCCUGUUGGCUACAGGGGAAGCUCAAGUGGUGUCUUCUUUUGUGCUGUUAAAUAUAUAUUAUAUACUUUGGAAGAAGGCAAAAA
Messenger RNA from Nannospalax galili (Upper Galilee mountains blind mole rat), 4125 nucleotides. It is a transcript of the gene Ncbp3, whose product is annotated as nuclear cap binding subunit 3. Gene Ontology annotation, molecular function: RNA 7-methylguanosine cap binding; mRNA binding. NCBI's taxonomy places the organism in Eukaryota, Metazoa, Chordata, Mammalia, Rodentia, Spalacidae. The record is from RefSeq and is a predicted model, not a curated record. Gene Ontology annotation, cellular component: nucleus; cytosol. Bases 1375 to 3222 code for a protein of 615 amino acids. The transcript is spliced from 13 exons.